Messenger RNA from Thermothielavioides terrestris NRRL 8126, 1329 nucleotides. RefSeq lists its product as uncharacterized. Bases 173 to 472 code for a protein of 99 amino acids. The record is from RefSeq and is a predicted model, not a curated record. NCBI's taxonomy places the organism in Eukaryota, Fungi, Ascomycota, Sordariomycetes, Sordariales, Chaetomiaceae. The transcript has 2 exons.
CAACCUGAAUCCACAUCACUGUGUACUGUACAUGAACCUCCGAAGCGAUGCAUCCCCAGCGCAACUCGCCACUUCACGUCAAAACUCGCAAGCUUGGAAUAGAUUGGUCCUCAACCACGCGACCGUUCUGCUAGCCUUUUAUCUACUGUUUUGACACUCUUUCGCCAUCAGAAUGGCGCAGCACGAGAGUUUUCUCGCCGCUGUAGUUGCAGAUGCCGACGCGCUGAAAGCUCGGGCAGUGCUGGGCGGUUUCACCGAGAUGCGAGAGCGACACUCGCUCACGCGCGUCCAGCAUUUCGAGCCUCAGGACUUGACCGUCAAGGGGUUCCCCACGAUCAAGCAGCUACAGAAGGAGCGGGCUCCGACUGCAGCUCAAUGGCAAGAAUUGCACCAGAUCCUCGUCAAGCAACCAUCCACCCUGCAGGUGCGCACCGAUAUCACUGACAUGGUUGAGAAUACGGUGCGAAUGUGAGCAGCCAGCCCCAUCUGCAGCACUCUCCCUUUCUGGGUUCUCGGAUGUCCGUGAAGCUAACAACGAUGCUUUUUGGUCAGGGGGGGCGAACCGCCCCAUGAAAUACCGGCAGACAAGCUCCGUGUGGUCAGAUGGACCGAGUUUCCUGAGCCCACCAACCCUCGACUCCCUUUCCUGACCCAGCGGAAGACCAUCGAGAUCAGUGACCCGAGGGCAGAGAAGAUCCUCGCUGACAACAAGUUCAAGGUCAAGUCGAACUUGAUCGAAGAGUCCUACCACUGGUGGCUCAACAACCUCGAGUACAUUCUGACCCGGACGUUCAUGGUCGCAGGCCCAGCUCCUGCAGCAUCGCAGCCAAUACCGAACCUCACGUCGAUGGAACCGCUGGUCCCUUUCUGGAUUCUCUACGUUCGCGCCAGGGUUGAAACGACCGCCCCUGCCACGAUGCCGGAGCAAAUUAGGAAUGCCCAAACCCGGCUCGUCCAUGUCCGGGGACAGCUCAUGGGCGUUUUCGACUUCAAGGUGUUUGACCGUCGUUGCCACGACACCCGGAUACAGGACAGACCUGCCUAGGCCCCGGGAGCACUCCCAAAUCCUUCGCAAUCGGAUCUCGGCCAUAUCAGUCUGCACCACGGCUCGGACCCGGAGGAUGGCGGACUCGGAUGAAGCAAUGGUCUCCGAUGAUCCCGGCCACUGCAAACGCUCUCAGCUGAUGUGAAGACUGAGAAGGUGAAGCCACCAAUAGCUCGAGCACAGAUAAAUUAUCAAAUCUCUUCUUGCCUCCUGCAAAGUAAUUAGAAGUCUUUCCAGCUUCUGUCUUCCGCGGUGCCUCUUAUGCGGAACAAAAAUGAUCCCAG